This is a messenger RNA of Cervus elaphus (red deer), 2627 nucleotides long. RefSeq names its product kynurenine aminotransferase 1 (gene KYAT1). Gene Ontology annotation, cellular component: cytoplasm; mitochondrion. Gene Ontology annotation, biological process: biosynthetic process. Lineage: Eukaryota; Metazoa; Chordata; Mammalia; Artiodactyla; Cervidae. Bases 748 to 2142 code for a protein of 464 amino acids. The transcript is spliced from 14 exons. Gene Ontology annotation, molecular function: pyridoxal phosphate binding; L-kynurenine:2-oxoglutarate transaminase activity. The record is from RefSeq and is a predicted model, not a curated record.
GCUGGAUCUUAGUUGCGGCACAUGGAAAAAGAUCCGUGUGGCAUGUGGGAUCUAGGUCCCUGACCAGGGAUCAAACCGGGCUCCCUAAAUUGGGAGCGGAGAGUCUUAGCCACUGGACCACCAGGAACAUCCCAUUGGCCAGAUUUAUUUCUUAUAAGCAAGGGCCAACAACUGUCCACUUCCUAGAAUCUUCUAGUGUGGGCAAGCCUGAGCAUUUGCAUCCAUGACUGGGUUAUAAAUUACUCUCCUUUUAUUUCUCCUCUAUAGUAAAGUUAGAGUGUCGCACUGAUAGUUAUGAAAUGUUGUGAACAGGUAGAUUAUUUCGGACUUCCAGUUUCUAGUCCUGUGUGCAAGGAGCUUGGACGUCAUCACACUGCCCUUGUGAAUAAAAAGCUGAGCAAAGGAAAAAAUGAACACCUCUUCUUAGAUUCAUUAGAGAAGUGAGGCCACAACGCAAGCCGCCGUCUCCGGUUUGUGUGUGUGUCAUCUAAGGCUGCUUUCCCAAAGCAGCAGCAGGCUUGAGAAGCUGCGACAAAGACUGUCUGCCCCGCAAAGCCUGAAAUAUUUGCUCUGACCCAAGGCAGAAAAUGUUUGCUGGCGCUGAUAUAAGAUAAGGAGAGUGAAAAUAGAGGAACAGUUAACAGACAGGAAUGAGCUGUGUGUGGGGGACCAAGUCCUGGGUCCAGAGCCAUUUUUCUGGCUAGGGUGUUCUCCCUUCUCCUCUGCCCUUGGAGGGGACAUCGCCCCAUGGCUCUGGGAGGCAUGUUCAGGAAUGCAGCGGCCAUCUAUUUGCACCUGGUGGGUCCCCUCCGGGGAAAGAAGUCUGGAGCUUCGCUCACCCGGUGUUUGCACCAGACUCUCACCAUGGCUAAACGGCUGCAGGCUCGAAGGCUGGACGGGAUCGACUGCAACCCAUGGGUGGAAUUUGUCAAACUGGCCAGCGAGGAGGCUGAUGUUGUAAAUCUGGGCCAAGGCUUCCCAGACUUCUCACCCCCAGAGUUCGCCGUGGAAGCCUUUCAGCACGCCGUCAGUGGGGACUUCAUGCUUAACCAGUACACGAAGGCAUUUGGUUACCCACCCCUGACGAAGAUUCUGGCCAGUUUCUUCGGGAAGUUGCUGGGACAGGAGAUAGACCCACUCAAGAACGUGCUGGUAACUGUGGGUGCCUACGGGGCCCUGUUCACAGCCUUCCAGGCCCUGGUGGAUGAAGGAGAUGAGGUUAUCAUCAUCGAGCCCUUUUUUGACUGUUAUGAGCCCAUGACAUUGAUGGCAGGGGGUCGCCCUGUGUUUGUGCCCCUGAAGCCGAGCCCCACCCAGAAGGGAGAACCAGAUUCCAGCAGCAACUGGCAGCUGGAUCCCACGGAGCUGGCCAGCAAGUUCACAUCUCGCACUAAAGCCUUCAUCCUCAACACACCCAACAACCCCCUGGGAAAGGUGUUCUCCAGGGAAGAGCUGGAGCUGGUGGCCAGCCUCUGUCGGCAGUAUGACGUUGUGUGCAUCACGGACGAGGUGUACCAGUGGUUGGUCUUCGAUGGGUUCCAGCACAUCAGCAUUGCCAGCCUCCCCGGCAUGUGGGAGCGCACCCUGACCAUCGGUAGCGCUGGCAAGACCUUCAGUGUCACAGGCUGGAAGGUGGGCUGGGUCCUGGGCCCGGACAGCCUCAUGAAGCACCUGCGUACUGUGCACCAGAACUCCAUCUAUCACUGUCCCACGCAGGGCCAGGCCGCAGUGGCUCAGAGCUUCGAGCGGGAGCAGCUGCACUUCGGCCAACCCAGCAGCUACUUUGUGCAGCUCCCACAGUACAUCCAGCGCUGCCGCGACCACAUGAUACAGAGCCUACAGUCCGUGGGCCUGCGGCCCGUGAUCCCCCAGGGCAGCUACUUCCUCAUCACAGACAUCUCGGACUUCAAAAACAAGAUGCCUGACUUGCCUGGAGCGGCAGAUGAGCCCUACGACAAACGCUUUGUCAAGUGGAUGAUCAAGAAUAAGGGCUUGAUGGCCAUUCCAGUGUCCAUCUUCUUCAGCGUGCCCCACCAGAAGCUCUUUGACCACUAUAUCCGCUUCUGUUUCGUGAAGGAUGAAUCCACGCUCCGGGCCAUGGACCAGAAGCUGCAGAAGUGGAAGGCUGAGCUCACGCCCUGAGGUCGUGACAUCAGCCCUGGGCCCUGCCUGGUGCCUGCACACUCUGUGAGGCUCUGUCUUUGUCCAGCUCUCAGCCAUCCCAGGUGGAAGGUAGAAGGUACUGGAGGAGCCCGUCUCUGUAACACAGAAUGAUCCCAGGGAAGAGUCCUGCUUUUGGUCUCUGGGGAGUCGGGAGCACUUCCUCAUGGUGUAUGGCUCUGUUCCUGUCGCAGAGGUGAGGGAGGCCUGACCGGGGCCUCUCCCUGGUACUACCUGUGCUGGGCUGAAUGGUCUUGGGUCCCCUCUCCCCUUCCCAGGCUCAGCUGGGACUCCGAGGGCAGAUUUCAAUAACGUACUGGCCUUGGUCCCAGUCCUGGCCCCAGCCAGGCCUUGGACAUCCUUCCCUUUCCUUAUCUACAUUUGUUCUUGGGAAGUUGUAUUUAAGCUUGAGUCCUCAAGCCACUACUUUUUGCCCAUAAUAAAGUUUUAAGCUAUUCAGACUCUUA